Molecule: messenger RNA, 2845 nt
Organism: Cajanus cajan (pigeon pea)
Lineage: Eukaryota; Viridiplantae; Streptophyta; Magnoliopsida; Fabales; Fabaceae
Gene: HMA1
Product: heavy metal atpase 1
Biological process (GO): monoatomic cation transport
Cellular component (GO): membrane
Molecular function (GO): ATP hydrolysis activity; ATPase-coupled monoatomic cation transmembrane transporter activity; ATP binding
Source: RefSeq, a predicted model, not a curated record
AAUUAAUUGAUUGAUGUUUAAAGUGGUGGAUCUACUUAGCUCCUACCAAACUAUUGGAGGCAAUGAGCACAUUAUGUGGUGGGGAUGGCGUAAACUGAAUGCCAAUGGUUCAUUUUCAAUUUCACUCAGUCAAGCUCCCAAACAAUUGUUAACUGACUAACCACUGCGUCAGAGCAGACUCCGAUGAUGACCAAGUCCUGAAGCUCCUCAUCUCAAGAUGGAAGCUCUUCCUUACACCAAUUUGCACUCACUCGCUCCUACCCCCAUUCGAUCCUCCAAGCUCCCCCUUCGCCCGCUCCAAUUUUCUAUCAAACCUAUUUAUUCCUCCAAAUUCCUCAUUCUCCACCACCACAGGCUCCGUUGCCUAGCUGAAUCCACCACCAACCAUGGCCACCACGACGACCAUCACGGUCACCACCACCACUGUCACCACCACCACCACUCUCACGGCGUCGAUGGCGCUAAUCUCACCGCGCCUCAGAAGGCGAUUAUCACGUUCGCCAAGGCCACGCGAUGGAUGGAGCUGGCCGAUAUCCUGAGGGAGCACUUGCAUCUGUGCUGCUUCUCCACCGCCUUGUUUGUUGCCGCCGCAAUUUGCCCUCACGCCUUGCCUAAGCCCCUCGUCAAGCCUCUCCAAAACGCUCUCAUUUUCGUCGCUUUUCCUUUGGUUGGGGUUUCUGCAUCGCUUGACGCUCUUAUUGAGGUCAGUAGCGGAAAGGUGAACAUCCAUGUGUUGAUGGCAAUGGCAGCCUUUGCGUCAAUGUUCAUGGGAAACUCUUUGGAAGGAGGCUUGCUUCUUGCCAUGUUUAAUCUGGCGCAUAUAGCCGAAGAGUAUUUCACCAGCCGAUCAGUGGUGGAUGUUAGGGAAUUGAAAGAAAAUAAUCCUGAUUUCGCCCUUGUUCUGGAUACCAAUGAUGAUAAACUUCCCAAUACAUUUGACUUGGCAUACAAGAGGGUUCCCGUGCAUGAUGUUACUGUGGGAUCAUAUAUCCUGGUUGGUGCCGGCGAGUCUGUGCCAGUAGAUUGUGAUGUAUACCAAGGCAGUGCGACAAUUACCAUCGAGCACUUGACAGGGGAAGUCAAACCUUUGGAGGCCAAAGUUGGAGAUAGAAUUCCUGGUGGUGCAAGGAACUUGGAUGGGAGGAUAAUUCUGAAGGUAAAGAAAACUUGGAAGGAAUCAACUCUCAGCAGAAUUGUUCAAUUGACCGAAGAAGCACAGUCAAAUAAACCUAAACUUCAAAGGUGGCUGGAUGAAUUUGGUGAACGUUACAGCAAAGUUGUUGUGGUGUUAUCAAUUGCUAUUGCUGUUAUUGGGCCACUUGUAUUUAAGUGGCCAUUCAUUAGUACAUCUGCUUGCAGAGGUUCAAUUUACAGAGCCUUAGGGCUUAUGGUGGCAGCAUCACCUUGUGCCUUGGCUGUGGCCCCAUUGGCAUACGCUAUAGCAAUCAGCUCCUGUGCCAGAAAGGGGAUAUUGCUCAAAGGUGGGCAUGUUCUGGAUGCUCUAGCUUCUUGUCGUACUAUUGCAUUCGACAAAACAGGGACAUUGACAACUGGUGGACUUGUAUUCAAAGCAAUUGAACCCAUUUAUGGUCAUCGUGUUAGAAACAAUGAAUCAAAUGUUUCUUCCUGUUGCAUUCCCACCUGUGAAAAAGAAGCUCUUGCUGUUGCUGCAGCUAUGGAAAAGGGUACUACUCACCCCAUUGGAAGGGCUGUGGUUGACCAUAGUGAAGGCAAAGACCUCCCAUCUGUUUCUGUUGAAAGUUUUGAAUACUUUCCUGGUAGAGGCCUUACUGCUACUGUUAAUAGCGUUGAGUCAGGAGUUGGAGGUGCUAAACUAUUGAAAGCAUCACUUGGAUCUAUAGAUUUCAUCACUUCCUUUUGUCAAUCUGAAGACGAGUCAGAAAAGAUCAAGGAAGCUGUUAAUACAUCUUCUUAUGGAAGUGAAUAUGUUCAUGCUGCCCUUUCAGUUAAUAAGAAGGUAACAUUGAUUCACCUAGAGGAUAGGCCUCGUCCUGGCGUUUUUAAUGUUAUUCAAGAAUUGCAAGAUGAAGCAAAGUUUCGUGUGAUGAUGUUAACUGGUGAUCACGAGUAUAGUGCAAGGAGAGUUGCAAGUGCUGCGGGCAUCAAUGAGUAUUAUUGCAACCUGAAGCCUGAAGAUAAGCUGAGUCAUGUAAAGGAUAUCUCAAGAGAUAUGGGGGGAGGCUUAAUUAUGGUUGGUGAAGGCAUCAAUGAUGCCCCAGCACUUGCUGCUGCAACUGUCGGCAUAGUUCUUGCUCACCGUGCUAGUGCAACUGCCAUAGCUGUUGCAGAUGUUUUGUUGCUUAGAGAGAACAUUUCUGCAGUGCCAUUUUGUAUAGCCAAGUCUCGCCAAACAACUUCACUGAUUAAACAAAAUGUGGCUUUAGCAUUGACAUCCAUCGUCUUAGCUUCCCUUCCAUCAGUUUUGGGAUUUCUGCCAUUGUGGUUAACGGUUCUUUUACACGAAGGUGGAACCCUGCUUGUAUGUCUCAAUUCGGUACGUGCCCUGAAUGAACCAUCUUGGUCCUGGAAGCAUGAUAUAUCACAUUUGAUUAGCCAAGUUAAAUCUAGACUCGUAUCUCUCAAUACAAAUAUCACGGCCUCAAGAAGUAAUAUAACAACGAAUUUGUAACGUAGUGUUGUAGGGUACAGCAUAUUUAUAGUGUAUUGAGAAAAAUGUCAAUAUCUCUUUCCUUGUAUAUCUGUAGGCAUUUUUUCUUCAUCCCAUAGAAUUAAACAUUCCCUUUUGUUUGUGGGUAGUUUCCCUUCUUUAAUACUCGUUUUAGCAUUCAAAUGGAAUAAGAAAAAUGGCAUAUUAAGGGACGAA